Messenger RNA from Nerophis ophidion (straightnose pipefish), 836 nucleotides. RefSeq names its product lipid droplet associated hydrolase (gene ldah). Gene Ontology annotation, cellular component: lipid droplet. Gene Ontology annotation, molecular function: lipase activity. Lineage: Eukaryota; Metazoa; Chordata; Actinopteri; Syngnathiformes; Syngnathidae. The record is from RefSeq and is a predicted model, not a curated record. Gene Ontology annotation, biological process: lipid storage.
CCGCUGUAAUCCGCUAGGUGGCAGUAAGUCUUUCAUCAGAGUGACUUCCGGCCAAGCCAAGAAGAAGAAGAAGUCCUCCACUUCCGGCCCAGAAGUAAACAGGAAGUCAUCCAAUGGAGGUGUCAGCGGCCAACGGUGGAGCUGUGCUGGCAAACAUGAGCGAUGUGGCCCAGACAGACUUCAUCUACUGCUGCGGCGCCAUCACAGAACUUCUUAGAUGUGGACCCAAACAUCUCAGACCUCAACACAAACUGAUGAUUCUUCUCAUUCCUGGUGAGUAACCCUGGGUCCUUGGCUUCUACAGAACCUUCCUGACACUUUGGAGUCUCCUUGGCAAACAGCACCCUGUGUGGGCUGUGAGUCAUGCCGGACACUGUGUGCCCCCCGCAUCCAUGGACAUGGUCCAAGAUGCCUCCUCAACAGUCUGUAUGGUCCAAGACGUGUUUGGUCUUGAUGGGCAGAUAGAACACAAAGUGACUUUCCUCAGGCAGUGUCCCAAGGACACCAAGCUGGUCCUGGUUGGACACUCCAUUGGUUGCUACAUCAUUUUGGAGAUCUUGAAGAGGGAUCCAAGUCUCCAGGUUGUGAAGGCGGUCCUGCUUUUCCCCACCAUCGAACGCAUGGCCCAGACUCCUCAAGGGAAGGCCAUGACACCUUUCCUGUGCCACCUGCGCUACAUGGCCUACCUGCCCAUCUUUCUUCUCUCUCUGCUGCCUGAGGCGCUCAAAAGAAGUCUGGUCAGACUGGUUCUUGGUGGACUUGGCUGUCCGGAUCAGUCCGUAGUCCAAGCUGCUGUGGGCCUCCUCAGUGGCGACUGUGCAGUCUGUUACAAAUAA